This is a messenger RNA of Anolis carolinensis (green anole), 2392 nucleotides long. RefSeq names its product family with sequence similarity 81 member A (gene fam81a). Lineage: Eukaryota; Metazoa; Chordata; Lepidosauria; Squamata; Anolidae. Bases 59 to 1369 code for a protein of 436 amino acids. The transcript is spliced from 9 exons. The record is from RefSeq and is a predicted model, not a curated record.
UGGCACCGCGGUUGCACGACACGCGCCGCACACGCUCCGGCGGCUCUCCUGGGACGGGAUGGGGGACCCCUUGGGGGCCUGCCGCCUGGUCCUGCUGCCCCUCAGCCGGGCCUUCCAGGAGGACGAGGAGGAGGAGGGUGGCCUCUCCCUCGACGGGGCCCAGCAGGUGCGCUGCUUCCACCAGCCCUGCGCCGGGUGCAGCUGCGGGGUGCUCUGCUGUCUAAAUUCCUGGAAGGACAAGAUGGCGCAGAGGAGCCCCGUCUUCACGACCCUCGGACCCAGCGAAAGGCGCGUCCGGAACCUCCCCCUGCACAGCCAUGCGCUGACGGCGGUGCCCUUGGGCUCGGCGCGGCUGGUGGACCAGCUGGAGGACCGCAUCCUGAGCCACGAGAAGACCACGGCGGCCCUGGUGGAGCACGCCUUCCGCAUCAAGGAGGACAUCGUCUGCACCCUGCACCGCAUGCAGAACAAGGGCGGCGGGGACCGGCUGGCCCGGCAGCUGCUGGAGGAGCACAUCCGCAACAUCACCGCCAUCGUGCGCCAGCUCAACCGAGACAUCGAGAUGCUUCAGGAGCAGAUCCGGGUGAGGGACAGCCUCAGCUACGGGACCAACUCCACCCUGAAGAGCCUGGAGAUGCGCCAGCUGUCCGGCCUGGGGGACCUGCGGGGCCGCGUCGCCAGGUGUGACGCGGGGUUGGCCCGCUUGUCGGCUGAGCACAAAGUCACCUACGAGCGGCUCCAGAACCUGAGCAAAGACCAGCAGGCCACCAAGCUGAUCCUGGAGUCCAAAAUCAAGGAGGCCGAGAUACAGAUUUCGCAUCUAUUGAACAGGAUAGAGACCUCUAUCCUGCAGCAGGAAGCCAAGCUGAAGCUCACCUACAAAGAGAGCAACCAGCAGCUGCACCUUCUGGACACAAAGUUGCAGGAUGCCAUUGAUUACCUGAGCGCCCAGGUCUCCUCUGCGCGCAGCUGGGUGGAGCAGGAGCAGAGCCGCUUCCAGAAGGAGUUUGCCGAGAAGGUGGACCGGCUCUCCCUGGCCAUCAAGGAGAAGAACGAAUCAGAUGACCGGGCCUUGGAGCGGCAGCUCAGCGAAAUCCGGGGGAAGUUGGACCGCAUGGAGGAUCUGCAGCAGAAGGCGGUGGCGGCGGAAGGGGGGCACGGCGGGAUCAAGGCGGCCGGAGAGCGCAUUGAGGGGCGGCUGGCCACGCUCCAGGCCAACCUUGACCAUGACAUUAAGGGGGUCAAGGCCGAGGUCAAUGCCGGGUUUGCGGCGGUCUACGAGCGCAUGGGCUCCCUGCGCGAGGCCCUGGAGAAGAAGAUGGAGCGCGACAAGGAGGAACUGCAGGGCCAGAUCCGGCCUGCCGAGUGAAAGGCCGCCUUCCCAGGACGUCGCUGCAGAACCCAGGGUGGGCAUUGCUGCAAAAAACACAAACACUCUAGAGCAGGCAUGGGCCAACUUUGGCCCUCCAGGCGUUUUGGACUCCAACUCCCACAAUUCCUAACAGCAGGUAGGGAGUUGAAGUCCAAAACGCCUGGAGGGCCAAAGUUGGCCCAUGCCUGCUCUAGCACCCACCAGAACCAGCCACUGGUGGAUCAUUAUCGUCAUGCAAAAUCAUCAAAACGUCAUUAAUGAAAAACGAUUACAAUCCGACCCCGUUGGAGGUCCCUGUCUCCGCACCCGGCCAGACCCUGCAACUUCCAUAGACUUGGCUGUCUUUUGCAGCCGACUAGCUGAUGCUGCAGCGGACGAGACCAAGGCAAUUCCAGGCUGCCUCUACAUUCAAUACUUGAAAGGAGGAGAAACAUUGGGAAGCGCUUUCUGAAUGUAAGAGGACGGUCUGAAAACAGGAUAUAGAUGUGUGAUAAGAGCCUUUUAAGCAGGGGCUGGAUGGCCAUCUGUCGGGAGGGAUCGGGUUGUGUCUUCCUUCGUGGCAGAAUCGGGUUGGACUGAAUAUCUUCCAACUCUAGGAUUAUAGGAUUUUAUCUCUCUACUUCUUUUAGAAGUCUUUAACCCAGGACUGGAUGGCCAUCUGUCGGGAGAGAUUGAGUGGUUAAUCUCUUCCAAAUCUAGGAUUCUAUAAUAAAAAUAAUAUUUGAUAAUAAUAAUAAUGGUGGUGGUGAUGAUAAUGGAGACUCCUUCUCUGGAGUUUCUCAGCUUAGGUGGCUGAGAGAGAAAAAGAAAGGGUCUGAGGCUGCUAGGAAUUGUGGGAGUUGUAGUCCAAAGCACUCGGAGGGAAGGUCCAAAUUGGCCCAGGCCUGGUCUACAGCCAUAAAGACUUUUUAAAUUUUCCAAAAGCACCAAACAUUGUUUCUAGGUGACUUUCUUCUGUAAAUAUCUAAUUUUAAAGCAAACCCUUGGAACCUGAAUUAAAAAUAUGUGGCAUUUUCAAUA